CUAAUCUCUAAUUCUCCUCUGUGAGCUGGACUGUCAUGCCCCAAUCCAAAAAACACAGCACAGUCUGGAAACCAGCCUGCUGCUCUGUGAUACUCAUGUCAGUCCAAAAAAAAACCCCACUUCUUAUAAAGUUAACUCAGCUAAACCUCUAUCUGUAACUGCUUGUGAAAUAUUUGGUCAAGGGGAUUGUUGCUGUGAAUACAAGUGAUCUCCUCUAUGUUGUGGUUUCUUGCAGCAUCAGAGUGUUGAAAUGUGGGUCAUGCAUCGCAGGUUUAGAUAGUGUGUAGACCCAUCUGCCCUUUUCCUUUGUGAUUCAGACAGAUGAAUGGUUUAGACCAUACAUGGAUCACACUAAUAAUUAGGGAUGGAGAUUGACAAUAUUUUAAUGACAUCAGUGCCAUUAUCCUUUCUGCUUAUUAGUCCGAUUCUUUUUUGAUUCCAUGACUGAUUCCUGGUCAGUUUUCUGUAUGGUUUUUCAGCAUCAAUCAAACUAUAUUAUUAUUAUUCAUUAUCUAAAAUAGAUUAAAUUAGAAUAUUAUAUGCGAUAUUUGAUAAGGGAUAUUCUACUCCGGUGGGAAGAAGUGGCACUCGAGCGUACAGAGUCAAACACUUGGCACCCCUGGUAUUUAAAUCGAUGUUGCCUAAAAAGAUGUUUCAGCAUAUUGCUGGUGUUUCUGUCCUUACAUGAUAUGAUUGUUGUAGAGAUUCACUGUUUACAUCAUUGUUUGUGAAACAAAACCACGCUUUGGAGAGGUUCUUCUUCUCCACUGUGACACCUUCUUGUUGCAAAAUUCCUGCAGUGUAGACACAUCAGUUUGACGUCAUUGUUUCACAAUGCAGUUCUCGAUUCCCAUCCAUAUGUAUGAUUUCAUAUUAUUUCAGUGGGUUACUACUCAGCACAAAAAAACUUUGAUAAUAUUUGGUUGUUUUGACAGUUUUUUUCCCUUGUUUUGAGAAUUGGGAAGCUUUGAGUGGCUGUAAUCACCUUGUUGACCAUUUUUACUUCCAAGGUGGAGCUAUUGUUCGCAGAAGAAAAUCCAGAAGUCCAGAAAUGAGACACAUUAUGUACAAUUAUAUUUGUGGCCAGUUUUUGUCGUUGAUAAGCUUGUUUAGAUGGACCACAGAGGUUUUGUUGCAUGUGUCAUGACCGGACGGUAUUUCAUUUAAAUAGAUCUUCUACCAGUCAUUGGAAAAAGUUACACAUUUCACUAAAAUGUGCAGUUUAAUUUAAUCAGUUGUUUUGCUGACAUUAAACAAUUCACAAGAGCAAAACAAAAUGAGUGUACAGUGCACACACAACAGAGGGCAUACAGGUUUGCACCAUAUUUAAAGAAUCAUCUCUGGUUAAGAGAAAUCUGAGCUCAUGCCUCUGUCAGGAAAAUGUCAAGAGACACUGAAGCUGCUGCGUCACAUUUCUUUGCUUUUCCAUUGACCCUUCACAUUUUCAUUGUGCAUUGUCUUGAUACAUAGUGGUGUCCAAAUACAAAACUAUCUGCCGAGAAGUGAGGGCUUGGCCGCUUUCCCAAUUGGCAAAUAAUAAAAGAAAAAAGCAUGAACUGUUAAGGGCAGUGGAACGACAGUAAAGUGGAUGUGAUCGGCCAUUACAAAGCACAAGAAGAGGUAGAGAGAUGAAGAAGCUUCACACAUGUGGGCGUACAGACAUGCAUACUGGAGCUGCAGUGGCAAGUCGACUAAGCGAUUAGUCGAUCGACAAGAAAACGAUCGCCAGCUAUCUUGAGAACUAGACUGAAAAAACAAGACAUUUCAAGACAUAAUCUUGGACUUUGAGAAUUGGGAUGGAUAUUUUUCACUACUUUCUGACAUUUUACAGACCAAACGAUUAAUCAGUUGAGAAAAUAAUUGUCAGAUUCAUCGAUAAUGAAAAUAAUCCUUAGUUGCAGUCCUAAUGCAUACAUGUUUUCCUUUCUCUUGCUGGUUAUCUGAUGAUGCAAAACACAAAAGCAUUGAAUUUAGGCCGAACUAAUUAACAAUGAACAGAUAAUGUUAUAAAACAUGGCAUUUAUAUGGAUUUUUAUCCCAAACACUCUAAAUCAAAUUAAAUAAAUUCGAUUUAGAGUGUGCCUCACUGUAGCUGUUUUGCUCUGCUCCUCAUUGAAGCACCAAGACAUUACAGUGAGUUAUAGUAAAUACAUGGACGUCAGUGCUCCAUUACAGCCACUUGCAGCGCUCUGACCUGCUGCAAAAUGUGUCAAUAAGUGGAGGAAGCUGAGGUUUAUUUUACUUAACAUGAAACUAUGAGUUCAAUUGAAAUGUCAAUAACGUCAUUAUUUCUUUUUUUUCUAAGAUAUUUUUUUUUAUAACCAGACUUGACCUCAUUUUUAAUUGCAGUGUUUAGCAGUGUUCUUGUUCACUGUUUUUGCUGUUUUAAAACAUAGUGCAGAGGGUAUAAUAGAGAGUAAACACUCAUAACCCACCUUUCAACAUCUGUAUUGGACAUUCACCAGUAUUUGAUCAUAUAUUUGGGUUGCUAUUGUAUGUUUUUGGUUUGUUAUCAUCUAUGUCGUUGUGUUUUUGAUAUUUGCUCAAAAUUGACAAUACCUCCGUAUAUUUUAUGUGCCUUUUUUCUUUCCGACUGUCUGUUUCACAAACUAAUGAGUCACCAAAUAAUCCAGAAUGUCAACAGCAGUCUAACUCCUUAUUACCACCUGCAGCUUAACCAGUCCUUCUCCCCACUCUUCAUCUAGUUCAUUGUAACUAUUUGAAUGCUUUUGAAAUUACAGAGGAUGUCAGCAUGCUGGAGCAACAUUUUUUUGACAAACAAAUUACCCUGUGUUAAUGAUAAUAAAAAAAAAAAAAAUCUGAAUUUUUUUUUACUGUUCAGCUCUUAUUGCUCAUUCGCUGUCUCAUUUUUAUAUUCCAGGAAGUUCCCUCUGAAGCAGGGAGUGUCUGCAUAUAAAAUGGUCUGCAGUUCUCUGCUUCAUAGAUGCCAUGUCCUCCUCUAUGACCAUGGAAGGCCCCCGCAGUGCUUUUUCCACCUCUUCCAGCUCCACCAUGCAUUCCAGUGCUUCAGCCAAUGACCAGAACGCAGUUCACAGCAGCAAUGUCGACCCAGAGGACACCAGGAGCAGCAGAACGGUUCCAGAGGUUGUCGGAGCAGAAGGUGGGAAUGGUAACAGCAGGGGCAGCAGUGAGCUGGGAGGAGGAAGAGAGAUGACCCCAUCGAAGCGCCGCACCGUACUGAACAUCUCUCCACCUCCACAAGACCUGUUUGAUGACAGCCUGAUGUCCUGCCAGGAUGAAACAUCCCGGGACUCAGAGCAGAGUAACAGCAUCUGGAUGGAGGACUCUCUCUCCAACUUCAGUAUCAUGAGCACUGUCUCUUAUAAUGACAACACAGAGGUGCCACGAAAGUCACGCAAACGUACCCCUCGGCAGAGGCCUGGACCGAAGUCUGUGCGUGCAGGGGAAGCCAGCAUGGACGUGUUCGAUGCAGACAGUGCCAAAGGUCCACACUUUGUACUGUCACAGCUCGGCCCUGACAGCAAGACUGGAUCAAAAGGAAGUUCUGAUGAUGCUCAGACAACUCACCACAAAGGAGGAACGCUUUCGAUGCAGUACCCACAGAAGAGUGAGGGGAAGGAGUUGAAGAUCCUCGUCCAGCCAGAGACUCAGCACCGAGCACGCUAUCUGACUGAAGGCAGCAGAGGGUCAGUGAAGGACCGCACGCAACAGAGCUUCCCAACUGUGAAGCUGGAGGGAGUGAAUGAGCCAGUGGUUUUGCAGGUGUUUGUGGGCAACGACACCGGGCGUGUUAAGCCUCAUGGUUUUUAUCAAGCUUGCAGGGUGACUGGCCGCAACACCACAGCCUGCAAAGAGGUGGACAUCGAUGGCACGACUGUCAUCGAGGUGUCUCUCGAUCCGAGCACCAGCAUGACACUAGCGGUGGACUGUGUCGGGAUCUUGAAGCUCCGUAAUGCUGAUGUCGAGGCUCGCAUUGGUGUGGCCGGGUCGAAGAAGAAGAGCACACGCGCUAGGCUGGUGUUUCGGGUCAACAUCCCACGUCCAGAUGGAUCAGUGCUCACACUACAGACCCCCUCUUCUCCAAUCCUUUGUACUCAGCCCGCAGGAGUGCCCGAAAUCCUGAAAAAGUCACUUCACACUUGUUCAGUGGCCGGCGGAGAAGAGGUCUUUAUCAUUGGCAAGAACUUUCUUAAAGACACCAAAGUCAUAUUUCAGGAAAAUGUUUCUGAUGAGAAAUCAUGGAAGGCAGAGGCUGAAAUCGACAUGGAGCUGUUUCACCAGAAUCACCUGAUAGUGAAAGUUCCUCCGUACCAGAACCAAGCCAUCACUUCUCCAGUGUGUGUGGGAAUCUACGUGGUGACGAAUGCUGGGCGAUCCCAUGAUAUUCAGCCUUUUACCUACACUCCAGAGACAGUGAAAAAUGAUGUUCCUGUGAAGAAAGAGGCACCUUCUCCAGUGAAGACGUGUUCAUUUGAGGAACAAAUUAAAGAUGGUGCCUUGAUGCCUUCGAUGCUGCCUUUAGUGAAGCGAGAAGACGUCACUCCGAUGGAGGUCACCAGCAACCUUCAAUCCUCUGGUGUUUUUAAGACUGGUGACCUGUGUCCAGCCCAGCAGAACCCAGACAUGACUGCAGGCCAUCUAAAUAAAAACAGACCAUUCUCAAACAACCUCUCUCAGCCUGCAGGCGACCCUGACAAAGGCCAGGCUGCUGUUUUUCCCAACGCAGAGCCCUUAAGCACUAUCCAGAAGCAGGACAUUGCAGCCACCAGCUCCUUCUCUGUGCCUGCUGACUCUCUGCUCCAGCAGGGAUCACAGCAGUUCCUCCUGGAACCCAGAGAGGGCCUCGGGCAGGAGAGGCCCGGCAGUGGCUCUGGAGCUGUGGGGAGGCUAUGUGGGGAACCUGCGCCUCAACAGCAGCAACUGCCACUGUUUCCCCCGGAUGAAGUAGCCCAGCUGGAGGAGGCAGUGAGGCAACUUAAAGCCAAAGGGUUCUGCAACUUACCGCUUCAGUCGGACAACUCAAUGGCCAAACAGCAGCAGCAGCACAUCCAGCACCAACAGCAGAUCCAAAAACAGCAAAUUCAGCAGCAGCAGCAGCAGCAAAUCCAGCAACAACAGCUUCAACAGCAGCAACAGCAGCACGUUUUGGAAAAUUUACAGCAGCAGCUGUUUCAGUCACAGAUUCAGAUGCAGUGUGGCAUGUUUCAGGACGCCCCUCAGGCCAAGAGCGCAGAGCAGCAGGGCUCAUCACAGGGAGUGGUGCCAAACCAGGGGACUCUUUUCCAACAGGCCCAACAGCAGCAACAGCAGCAGCAACAGCAACAGCAGCAACAAGCAGCUCUCUUUCAACAGGCGAGUGAUCUGCUCUCUAUUCAGACCAACUUCCUCCAGCAGACACCCUCACACCCUUCACCACCCAUGUUUCACAAUCCCAGUCCUUUGGCAGAACCACAAGAUUCACAGGGAGGGUUGUUUCAGAAAGCCUCUCAGGAGGUCCAGGCCGCUCUCUUCCAAAACUCCAUGACAGUACUACAGUCCCCAGACCAGCGGCCGUCGACCCCUGGACUUUUCCUCCCUCAGACAUCCCUUCCCUCUCAGCUCACAACCAGUAGUGCUCAACAACAGCAGCAACAACAACAGCAGCAGCAGCAGCUGGCCUUCCUCAGCGCUCUACAAACACCUGCCCCUGAACCGCAAUCAGUAUUUCAGGCUCAGACCCAGCUCUCCCCCAUCCAGCAGAGAAACACCAUGGAGCAGCAGCAGCCCGCCCAGGCCCAGCCCCACGCACAGCCUGCCCAGCAGGCAUCCCUGUUUCAGAACAUCUCCCCUAACACAAUCUCACCAGGCCAGCAGCAGCAACAGCAGGCUGGCCUACUGUUCUGCAACAACCCCCUGUCCACUCCUGAUCAGGCCUCCAGUCUCAUGUUUAGCGGCCAGGGCCAGAUGCCACCGCUGACAAGCAGCAGUCUAGUUUCCCAAGAGCCCCAGAAUCCCUCUCUGCUCUUUUCCCAAGCCAGCAUGGUGACAGUAAACCAGCAGGAUCGCUCUGAGCCCAUGGCCUUAGGGAACCCCACCGAUCCACGUCAGCAAGUCAUGUUUCAGGAGCAGCAGCCGAUGCAGCUGGGCGGCAGCUCAAACAACCGGCAGGAGCAGCCUGUGGGCCUCUACAUGCCUCAGUCUAACAUGGCCUCUCUGCAGGGCGGGCUGGCCGCUCAGGAGCUCGCACAGUCAGCCAUGUUUGCCUCGCAGAACGGUGUGGCAAACCUCCAGACAACCACCUCCUCGCCUGUUCAGCAGCCAGGGACUUUGUUUCAGACCGCUGUCAGUGGGAGCAUCAGUCAGCCCAGCCAGCCUCAACAACCUGGCCUCUUCCUUUUUGGGAUUCAGAACGAAUGUGGCCAGCUGAUGAACACUCCUGGAAACACACUGUCGGAUCAGAUCAUAGCCAUCAGCCAGUCUGGUCAGAACCAAAGAGAGAGUGAAGCGCACAUCCAGUCCCUGCUCAGCCAGUCCCUGUCUCAGUCUGGGCCUGUGCAGAACAGCAUGACUGCCUCUCAGAACAUGGAGAAGAUUGACGACCUGCUGGUCAGCCUGCAGGAGUCGGGCAGCAACUUAACUCGUUCAUACUAACCUUCGUACAGAUUCGUCUUUUAUUUUGAUACAUGGAAUAAUUAUAGAAAUGUAGGCACAAUACUGUCUGCUGAUGAGCACAUGCAGUCAAAGAUGUGUGAAUUAGCCCUGCAUCAUGAAGUUUGAGACAAACUGAACAGUAUGUUCUUACAUCUGAUCACCGAAUAUUUCUUUGCCCUCUUAUGCCAUGAUUUGGUUUACGUCAGGACUGAGGACUGGCAUGAAUGAUAUUUGUUGUCUCAUCAUUAACUAGACAAAUUAAUAUCCAGACAGUGAACUAGGAGUUCAGUUUGGGAUUUCUUGUCUGAGUGAGCUGGCUGAAAAAAAGUCAAUAUCUGGUUUUGACUUUACGACUGACUGACACCCAACGUAACAGACAGGCGGAAUUAGAUGAACUCCCGGCGAGAACAGACACAUUGUCAUUACUGUUCAGUGAGAAAAGCAGCAUUCGGCGCUUUUUUCUUCAACCUUUCCUCUGAAAGUUCAGUAACUUAGUGAUGUUGUUGUUCAUUUAACUUGUGAAGUGUUGUGUGUAUCUGUAGAUAGACUGUCAGUGAUGUUAUCUGCAGCGUCUUUUGGUGCUCGUGAUGUUUCCUAAAGUGUUCUCCAAAGCGUUUAGUGGUUUCCAUGAAUAGUAUUCCCUUUAAUUAUUCUUUUGUAUUGUUGUUUAGAUGGAAGGUGGAGUGCGCGGCAGAGCAGGAAGGUUUAGACAGACCGUGGUACGUAUGGUUGAAUACAUCCAAGAUGUGGAAGGUAGCCACUGUUGGUUUGAAAUGAUUUUCACCCAGCAGUGCAGAAAAUGUGUUGAUAGAAGGUUUGAGGGGGAGGAGAUGAGGUAGAAAAAUGAAAGGUAGAGGAAAAGUAGAAAGGUUUCCUACACUAAUCUGAUGUGUAGUCUCACGCAAGUGUCUAAUAUGUGGGUACUGAUUAUUUCAAUGUUGUAGCAGCUAGCUUGUACCUGAUAAUGUAAAUGUAUUCACUCUAGCUGUCUUGAUAGCCCACAGAUUGACUUAGGUUUUCAUUAAUGAUAUGACGUAGAAAGGAACAGUGCUCAGUAGGUGUAUAACUAAAGUAAUGUGGCAUUUUGUUGCUGUCUACAAGUGGCCUGGCUGAAUUAGAUCUAGUCUUGUCAAGACCUGUUUGGUGUGGUAAUAUGGAGCUAGAACAGUGACAGUAAAUUUUAGCAUUGAAAAGAAAAAACAUAAAUUACGAUUAAGUAAUUUCUCCUGCUGUUCACAAUUUAAGAACUUUGUAGAACAUUUUGGGAGAGAUUAAAGGCGCAUUCACACCAGGAUAGUCCGGGGGACUCGGUUCAAUUGGGCGGGGAAUGCUGAAAAAUGUCAGACCUUCAUUUGGUUCGGUUCACUUUCACACUGGACUUUUUAAAGCGAACCAAACCACCUGGACAACAUCACGCAGUUACAGCAGCUGCUCGUUUGGGGGCGGUAUUGCCCGAAACGACCACUGACCAGGAAGAAAAAAGCAUGACGAAGAAGAUCUAGUGGCCAGGACCGAAAACCGAAAUCCAUCCCCUUCAGCUGGCUGGUCAGCUGCAAUAUAUAUUCCUCUGACCAUAUAUCAGUAAGCGCCUGCACCUCCUCACUACUCCACAUCUGCCAACGAGACAUUUUCCAACUUUUUCUUUUUUUUACCUCUGUUUCUCCUGGUUCGCGCUGUUGGCUUUGUUUUUUUUUUUUCUAUGUCACUUCUUCUCUUUGGUUCACUUCCUCUCUUUGGUUCGCUGGAUAGUCCAUUUGCAUUUCCCACUGUAAGCGAACUGCACCAGAAUUCACUUGCAAGUGAACCGAGACCCCCAGUUUUCAAGCGGACCAGGGUUCGCUCGUUUGGUCAGCACCAGAGUUUGAAUGAGCGUUCACACCACUCCAAACGAACUGAACUAUCCGUGGAAGCGGACCAGGGUUUGUUUAAAGCGGACCAAAUAGCACCAGUGUGAUUGCGUCCUUUUUCAGGGGGAACUUUUUUCAGUGCUAAUGUUUCAGUUUUCCAAAGCUAAAUUUUCAAUGCCAAAACUUACUGUCACUUCUUUUGCCCGUACGCUAACACCUGUAAAAGAAUAUUAGUAGUUCAGCCAACAGCUGUCGCCAUGGCAGUGCAGUGAAGAUGGUCACCUCUAGCUGUGAAACAUAUCACUCAGUAUGAGACCUUCUCCACCACAGUGUACAGGUAACACUUUGAGAUGUAGGAGAGCAAACAUGCUCAGGCUAACAUUUAGUCUGUGUUCACUGAAACCAAACUGGGUCAGUUUGCUUCUUUGCUUCUUUGUAGAACAGAUUCUCCCUUAAAUACAUGACGAAGAAUCUUUUUAAGAAAGUGUGGUGGUAGAAAUGUGACAUGUGACAUGUGACAUGUGAAAUAUUGGCGGAGACUUCUUUUUUUUUUUUUUUUUUUUUUACAUGUAUACUCAGCACUUUACGAUGCUGUUGUUCUUUGUGACCACUUUACUCAUCGAGGGUACAGUACAGUCCCACGGGAGGUGGCGUGGGGUCGGGGGGAGGGUUCAGCUGCCUCUUCCUCAUUGUUUACAGUGAAGAAGAUACAUUUUGAUUAACAUGCUGUUACAACUAUCAACUUUUCUUUCCCAAAACCCAAUACGUUAUUUAUUCUUUUAAAAAACAGCUUAAAAAAUUUGGACAAAUGUGGAUGGAGAAAUUUUCAAUCUCAUUUCAGCUGACAGAUAAUAACUCUUAUUCAAACAGCAGAGAGACUAGAAUGUAAUAUAGUUUAUUAUUAUUAUUGUGUUUUAGUGUCAUUUUGAUGGCAUCAUUCUGCGUCAGGCACGCAUGAACUGGAAUAGUAUUCUUAACCCAGCUAGAAAAGAGCCUUUUUUAACCAGUUUUAUUAAUGUGAUGGAUUCAGUGAAUGUUGAGGAGAAACACCUGUUUGUUGGCUACAACUGUAAAUCAUACAUCAUAUCCAGGUUAAGGUAUUAACGCGCAGGAACAGAGCCCAUUUACAUGUUUUUUUGUAAAAGCAGUCGUCUGCAGUUGGCCAGUGGCCUCAGGACCAAAGUUUGACUCAGAUCUUGCUUUGCCUAAAUCCUGAUGACGGGCCAGUUUUAUGGCUGUUGACCUUUUCUCUCCUUUUUUCUUUCUAUAAUUUCAUUAUCAAGCAAGAUGUCCUGCUGCCACACUUUUCUUUCUGUUUGUUUGCUGUGUUAAAAAAAAGAAAAACAUGUUUGUGUCAUGUUUAGUUUGACUGUAAGUGUAUGCAUGAACAAGGGGCUGGUCUCUGAUGAUGACAGAAUUAGCUCAGAUUUAUGCCUCAGUUGUUGUCUUGUUUUCUAUGUACAGUUUAUUAGAAACACAUAAACACCGUUACAUUUUAUACACUUAAAAGUCAGAAGCAGCCGUUGUUUUACGAUGGAGAUUAUGUAAACUUGAGUAAUGUGAUCGGAGGAACUAUGGCGUGUCAGUUUGAGCGGCUGUGAGUGGUUUUUAAAGGGACCCUACUCCUGAAGGAAACCUGACUUUGGAGAAAAGAGCUAUCUGUGAUUGGCUUUCUUCAACUUGUGAAAUAGAAGAACUAAGAUUUCCAGUGUUGAGUAUUUAUGAUUGUUUUUGUUGUUUUUUUCGUUUGUUUUACAAAGUUUAGAUCUUUUUUUUUUUUUUUUUUUUAAUCUGUGUAGUACCUGUGCUUCUUUUCGGAGAGGCAUGUUUAAUUUAUUUGUGUGUUGUUUAUUAUCUAAAUUGUUUCCCUUAAUCAUAGCCGUGUGUAGAUAUUUCGAGACUGUUCAAACUGUUUUGAUGACAGUAAUGUGAUUUGUACAGAAGGGUGAUGCAUUCACUUGAGAAAAAAAACCAAACUGCUUUGUUUUUCUGAAUUAACGAGGUCAUCUCGAUAUUUUAUAAAAACAAGAAUUUAAAGAUUAUUAUCUCAAUAAUUAAAAACAAAAGAGCAGAUUUUUUUAAUUUAUUUUUUUGGAAUUUUGAGAUACUAUUGUCAUUAAUUUAAAAAAAAACAGAAUUUACAAGAUUAUUAUCACAUUAAUUGAGAACAGUAAAAGAGCAGAUUCAUUUCCAUGUAAUUUUUUCUCGUAAUUUUGAGAUAAUAAUCUAAUUUAUUCAGGAAAAGAAAACAAGAAUUUAAGGGAUUAUUGUUUCAUCAAUCCAGAAAAACAGAAGAGCAGAUUUUUUUCCAUUUAAACUUCUCUUAUAAUUCUGACAUAAUAAUCUUGUUAAUUUAGAAAAAACAUUAUCUCAUAAAUUCAGGGGAAAAAAACAAAAGAGCAGAUUUUUUCCAUUUAUUCAUUCUGAUAUAAAACUUGGUUAAUUAAAAAAACAAGAAUAUGAGAUUAUUAUGUUAUUAUUAUUAUUAGUAUUAUUAUUUUUAAAAAAAAAAAAAAAAAAAAAUUCAGAUUUUUUUCCCCAUAUAAAUUUUUCCUCAUUAUUCUGGGAUGAUAUCUCAUUAAUUUAGAAAAAACAAGAAUUUACAAGAUUAUUAUCUCAUUAAUUCAGAAAAAAAAUGAAAGAGCAGAGCAAAAAAACAAGAAUUUAUGAGAUUAUUGUCUUUAAAAAAAACCCCCGAAAGAUUCUCAUUAUUCUGGGAUAAUAAUCUUGCUAAUUCAGAAAAACAGGGCAAAUACUUUUUUUCCUCAAGUGAAUACAUGUCACUCCCGUAUAUUUGGCCCCCCACACCUGCUGAUACUAUAAGUGGCACCUUGUGAUGAUGCCUUUAAACGAGAUAAAGUAAAGUGCUUUGUACACUGUGUACAUUCCUGUGCACACUUACUCUUUUUUGUUUUGAUUUUGUAAAAAUAUACACCUUAAUGUACAUAUCAUGUGUGUGUUCAAGCCUUAUAACUGGACCGCUGGCCCUGUAGACCAAAUAGUUCAACACUUUUUAUUGUCGACAUCAGAAAUCCUUCGAAACAGGACCAAUAAAUUUCAGUAUUUUUGCUAUGAAUAUAGAACUGAAUGUGAUUAUACAGCGUGGCUGUGAACGUCUCACUGAGAUCCAGAAUGUUCUUUUUAUGCACAUGCUGGGGAGGUAAUUACUUUUUGGAAAUUACAGUUUCCUCAUUUGUGUAUUUACGAUGUAACUGGAGCCUGGAGGUGUGUAAAAGUGUGACUCAUGAUACGGUCAGUACUAACUGUAUGGAAAAGAGGGAGAUUGUUGAUAAAAGUUCUCAUAUUUCUUCAAGAUGCUACAGAGUCUAAAUCUCUCCAUUUCCUGCAAUAGAACAAGUGGUUUUCUUUUAACAUUAUCUGUACAUUUAAUACCAACAGAUUCAAUCUGCUAUCAAAGGUGUUCAAACUGUUAUUUCCCCCAAAAUGUCACUUUAGACACCAGUAGAUAUUGACCAUGUGCCUUGAGGAGAUCUUAUCGUAGCGACCAGAUUGAUGUUUUACCAUUGUUGCCUGUUUGACACCGCACUGGUUCUGCUGGUGACGAUUAGCCCUCAUUAACUAGAAUGUUUUAAGCCAUAAGACUUUAAAUGUACUUUAAAUGCCCGACAACAGUGACCAGAUGAACGUGGUUGUGGUUGAUAAAUGUGUUGUGCAAUUUCUGUCAUGCAUCUAACUUGUUUGUACUGAAGUAUCCAUUGCAUUUAUGUUCUACGACGUAGAUGCAGACAAAUUUCCCUCAAACUGCUAUGCAGCUAAUAUACUGUAAAUGUAGAUCUGUUAGUUUUUGAAUAUAUAUUUUUCUAAAUAGUAUCUCCCGUUUUCAGCAUAAAGGAGAAACCAAAGUAGAUGUUCUUUCUAUUAUUUAUGUUGCUUGUCGAAAUAUUUUCUUUGACGCUUUGAGUGCCGCCUGAAACUGAUUAUAAAUCUUUUUAGUUGAUUAAAUGCAAAUUUCUUUUCUAAACAACCAUCUCAGUCUUGCUUGUAGGGUUUAUGUGGAUCCAGGCUUAUUGUUUACUGGUGCAGUGGUUCCUAAUCUUUCAGAUUUCUCUCAGGGCCUCUGAGUUACCUGGAUGUCAUGACGUUCUCACAUAUAUAGAUGUUAUCUUGGAACAAUGUGAAUUACAAAAUUCUGCAAACAUCAAUUUUUCAUGUAAUGUGUCCCUGCUUUCUUGAGUCUGGUAUCGUUAUUCUUCUGUAACAUCUUUAAAGUUUCACUUUACUCCCAACACAAGUGAACCACUCUUCUGGUAAACAGCCUAUUUAUGGUUCUAACCUUUUUGUUUCUAACCAUGUGAACAACAAUAAUCACAAUAAUCACACUUGGGAAAAAAAAGACUUUCUUUGUAUUUUGCUUUUGUUGGGAUGUUUUUAUUCUCUUGCAGUUAAAUUUCUGUAAACUUGCUGCUAUCUAUAUUAAACAUAUAUACUUUAAA
Epinephelus fuscoguttatus (brown-marbled grouper) is the source of this 12913-nucleotide messenger RNA. It is a transcript of the gene nfat5b, whose product is annotated as nuclear factor of activated T cells 5b. The coding region runs from base 2950 to 6612 and encodes 1220 amino acids. Gene Ontology annotation, cellular component: transcription regulator complex. NCBI's taxonomy places the organism in Eukaryota, Metazoa, Chordata, Actinopteri, Perciformes, Serranidae. Gene Ontology annotation, molecular function: RNA polymerase II cis-regulatory region sequence-specific DNA binding; DNA-binding transcription factor activity, RNA polymerase II-specific; transcription factor binding. Gene Ontology annotation, biological process: calcineurin-NFAT signaling cascade; cytokine production; regulation of transcription by RNA polymerase II. The transcript is spliced from 12 exons. The record is from RefSeq and is a predicted model, not a curated record.